AUGACGACCACCGGUGUCCUAUUCGGGACAGGAGAUGCACUUGCACAGUUCAUGUUUCCACAUAAGGAGAAUCCAGAACAAUCAGACAAAACAGCACCAUACAACUUCCAGAGAACUUUGAGGGCUGCAAUUUACGGUUCAUGCUUCUUCGCCCCUUGCGCGGUAAUGUGGUAUGGAAGGAAACUCCCUUCAUUGAAAAAUCCAUUUCUUUCGGCCCAAAGAAGAAGUCGCAUGAGUAAAAAGAGUGAAGAAUUCGCAGAUGUGGUGUUUAGAGUAGCCUUGGAUCAGUUGUUCGUCCCAGGGCUUGUCUGGAUCCCCAUGUAUAAUAUUGUAAUGUCCACAUUAGCCUUACAUGAUCACCCAUUGGAGGUUGCCAAGGAAAAGCUCCGCAAUAACUGGUGGAAUGUGUUGAAAGCCAGUUGGACUGUUUGGCCCGUGUUUCAGCUUUUCUCAUUUACAUUUAUUCCAGUACACUUGAGAGUUGUAAGUGCAAACGUUUGGUCCAUCGGGUGGAACUCGUUUUUGAGUUUUGUACACAAUACUCCUGGCCACGGUAAAGGUACAGGUAAGCGAAUUGAAGAGCUUGUUGACAUUGAAGACGACGCACAAGAAACUACCAUGGUGUACAAUUAA
Dujonia railenensis is the source of this 633-nucleotide messenger RNA. NCBI's taxonomy places the organism in Eukaryota, Fungi, Ascomycota, Pichiomycetes, Serinales, Debaryomycetaceae. The record is from the annotation of a GenBank genome assembly.